AUGAUCCCAAUUCGUCACACAGAUUUGGCAGCUACUAUACUGAGGAAACUGAGUCUCCCAAAGUUAGAUCUCUAUGAAUUAGCAGGUGAAGUUGGUCUUGAUCUUAAGCCACUGAGCAGGGCUUCUCCUGACUUGGAUGCUGAUAUUUUCUGUGCCCAUAUUUUUUCUGAGGAAGACGUUAAGUAUGCAAUUCAUAAUUUUUAUGCUUCCGAUCUUGUUGGGUACAAGCUUGUAGGCAUGCUUUAG
Prunus armeniaca (apricot) is the source of this 246-nucleotide messenger RNA. Lineage: Eukaryota; Viridiplantae; Streptophyta; Magnoliopsida; Rosales; Rosaceae. The record is from the annotation of a GenBank genome assembly.